Messenger RNA from Oxyura jamaicensis (ruddy duck), 1425 nucleotides. RefSeq names its product empty spiracles homeobox 1 (gene EMX1). Gene Ontology annotation, biological process: brain development; regulation of DNA-templated transcription; neuron differentiation. The record is from RefSeq and is a predicted model, not a curated record. NCBI's taxonomy places the organism in Eukaryota, Metazoa, Chordata, Aves, Anseriformes, Anatidae. The annotation marks the transcript as partial. Gene Ontology annotation, molecular function: DNA binding; DNA-binding transcription factor activity, RNA polymerase II-specific. The transcript has 2 exons.
UCCUUCUCUCUUUCUCUUUUAUUUUUUCCCCUUCCCUUUUCUCUUUUUUUUUUUCCCAAUUUUUUCCUUUUGAUUUCUCACUUUCUCCCCUUUUUUUCCCCUCGUUUUCCUUUUCCAUCCCGACUUUCCCAUUUGCUCAGCCUCCUCUCUCAUUUCUUACUCCUUUCUCUUUUUACUCUCCUUUCCCCCUUCCCCCCAUUUCUCUCCCUCCCCUCUUUCUUCCCCAGCUCCGUCCGUGCCUUUUCUCUCUCCCCUUUUCUUCCUCUCUCUCCCCCUUCCCCUUCCCCUCCCGCUCUGCCCCGUGCCUGGCCGGGAAGGAGACGAACCAGGCGGUGCCGGGGGGGCUCCCUCCCAUCCCUACCUGCCCCCAGACCCCCCCCGAUCCCCCGGGUCCCCAUCCCUCGUGGUGCCGGGGGUGCCGCCGCGGGGCCUGACGCUGCCGCUCUGCCCGCAGGGAGCGAGGUGUCCCAGGAGAGCCUGCUCCUGCACGGGCCCUUUGCCCGCAAACCCAAGCGCAUCCGCACCGCCUUCUCGCCGUCCCAGCUCCUGCGGCUGGAGAGGGCCUUCGAGAAGAACCACUACGUGGUGGGCGCCGAGCGCAAGCAGCUGGCCAGCAGCCUCAGCCUCUCCGAGACCCAGGUGAAAGUGUGGUUCCAGAACCGGCGGACGAAAUACAAACGGCAGAAGCUGGAGGAGGAAGGGCCGGACUCGGACCAGAAGAAGAAAGGCUCCCACCACAUCAACCGAUGGCGCCUCGCCACCAAGCAGUCGAGCGGAGAAGACAUCGACGUCACCUCCAACGACUAAGGCAGGGACAGGCUCCUGGUGCAGCCACCAUGGAGAGGAACCCGGGGGACGAAGGGGGGACACGCGCGGCGGCACCACCACGCGAACUCUAGGGACGCCACCGCCCAAGCCACCGCCGCCGGUCCUCCGGGGCCCCGCCGGGGGCCCGCACCCCGUUCCCCCCCGCCGCCCGGUCCCGCGGUGCCCGGGGCAUCCCUCGGGGGUGCUUUUUUUGGGAAGCCCCCGCCCGAGCCGAGGAGGAGGAAGAGGAGGCUGCCAGGGCCCCGCGCCCCGGGACGCGACCGCGCAUCCUCCUCCGUGCUGGAAGCCGCCCGUCAGCCAUGAGAUCAAAUCAAAACGUCCUACCUAGAAGCUCAAUGUGCCCAGCCCUGGUUUUUGUUUGUUUUUCCUUUUCCCCCCCCCCCUUUUUUUUUUUGCCUCCCUCUCCCCCUUCCUCCUUCCUCCGUCGUCGUUUUUGUUUGUUUUAUUUUUUUUUCCGUUCCGUUUCGUUUUUACACGGUUUCGUUUUAAUUUAUUCUUUUAUUUUCGUGCCCGUGUGCGUGCAUUCACCGUCGUAGGUAGCCAGCAGCUGUAGCGUGUGUGUUACUGCGUGGAAAUAAAAAGCAAAAUGCGCUCCAA